AUGACCCCGACCGACCGAGCUACGACUCCGAACGAGAGCGCCCAGCUCGAACAAUUGAGCGAACGGAUGCAGGGACUAGCUAUUCAGACAUCCGUAUACGAUAAAGUUGAUGUUACCCUUUGGGGGCAAGACAUCAAACCUGACGAGGAAGAUGAGAUCGCAGUUACGACGUACGCCGCUAGGUUCAUGUCCAAUGCCCAAUUCGAACGCCUAGAAGGAGACAACAUCCUUGACCACUUCCAACAACACUUCGAAGGCUGGAACCAAGACACAUGGAACCGGGUACAUAUGGACUACAAGAGAGCCCUCAGAUUACUUCUAAGGAGACGUGGCAUCUAUACAGGACGGGAAAAUGGCCCUUUUGCACCCCAGUUCAUCAUGUUGCAAACUGUGGAGGACCGACCUGCAUGGCCAGAACGAGAGUACAUGGAGACCGAUUUCGACAUUGGGACAACCGCUCAUAAGUUACGAGCAGCAGGAUCAAAGGCUCUAACUUCUCCCCGAGAACCCCAGUCGCCAUCGGUAGCAACAUCUCGUUACGAUCUUAACAAACAACCCCCCAUUAAGACCUUAACGAAGCCACCUGCCCAGAAGCCCACCGCUGAGGCACUACCGACAACAUCACCUCCUACGACUUCCGCGCUGACCACCCAAGAUGCACCUAACCUAACCUCUCUUACAGCCCAUCCGACAACCCACCGCUUCAAGCACCCCGAACUCGUCCAAUCCGCCCACAACCCCCCACCCGACCCUCCAUCCGAGCCUAUGCACCCUGAAGCAUAUACAAAACUUCCCCCGGAUGAUACCCCGAAUGCCCCUGUUGAUGCAGAUACCCAAUAUAUGUUCAUGAAGUGUCACGGCGAGCGAAAGGAGACUGCAGACAAAGCUAGCAAGAUACUCUGUAACGAAAGAAUACUAAGAUGA
Molecule: messenger RNA, 924 nt
Organism: Hirsutella rhossiliensis
Lineage: Eukaryota; Fungi; Ascomycota; Sordariomycetes; Hypocreales; Ophiocordycipitaceae
Exons: 1
Coding region: 1-924 (307 amino acids)
Source: RefSeq, a predicted model, not a curated record